This is a messenger RNA of Pocillopora verrucosa, 783 nucleotides long. The record is from RefSeq and is a predicted model, not a curated record. Lineage: Eukaryota; Metazoa; Cnidaria; Anthozoa; Scleractinia; Pocilloporidae.
AUGAACGAUCGUUGCUUUAUAUCAAAAAUCUUACUCGUUUGCGUUCACUCGCUCGACUUCUUAUACUAUGCACUACAAGAUAUCGAUGAGUGCCUCAGUAGAAGCCAUGCUUGUGACGUGACUGCGAAUUGUACCAACACUGACGGCUCCCACAACUGCACCUGUAAGGAAGGAUACAUUGGGGACGGACACUCAUGCCAAGAUGUCAAUGAGUGUAGCGAUGGCAACCAUGUUUGCGAUGUUAAUUCGAACUGUAACAACACAGAUGGUUCUCACAUUUGUACUUGCAAGGAAGGAUACACUGGAGAUGGACAGUCAUGUCAAGAUGUCAAUGAGUGUAGCAAUGGCAACCAUGUUUGCCAUGUUAAUUCGAACUGUAACAACACAAAUGGUUCUCAUAUUUGUACUUGCAAGGAAGGAUACACAGGGGAUGGAAAGUCAUGUCAAGAUAUCGAUGAGUGCCUCAAUAGAAGCCACGCCUGUGACGUGAGUGCGAAUUGUACCAACACUGACGGCUCCCACAACUGCACCUGUAAGGUAGGAUACACUGGGGACGGACACUCAUGCCAAGAUGUCAAUGAGUGUAGCGAUGGCAACCAUGUUUGCGAUGUCAAUUCGAACUGUAACAACACAGAUGGUUCUCACAUUUGUACUUGCAAGGAAGGAUACACUGGAGAUGGACAGUCAUGCCAAGAUAUUGAUGAAUGCAACGAUGAUAGUCAUAUUUGUGAUGCUAAUGUUAACUCUACCAACACAAAUGGUUCAUAUAAUUGCAUCUGCUAG